AUGCAGGGCGGCGACGGCGCCGCCGUGCGCCUCUCCCUCGGACAGUCCCUCGGCCGCGCGGCCGGCCUGCUGAUGAAGGGCCUCGACAGGGCGCAGCGCCAGGCGGGCGCCGUGCCGCCACCACCUGUCGGCGGCGGCGGCGGCGCGGGGACCAGCGGUGACGUCAUCGGGGCGGCUGGUGACGUCAGCAGGGCGGCCGAGGCGGCGGCUGUCGGGGAGGCGCUGGCCAGGGCCAGGGUCGACCUCGAGACG
Molecule: messenger RNA, 252 nt
Organism: Monoraphidium neglectum
Lineage: Eukaryota; Viridiplantae; Chlorophyta; Chlorophyceae; Sphaeropleales; Selenastraceae
Exons: 1
Source: RefSeq, a predicted model, not a curated record